Eupeodes corollae is the source of this 3781-nucleotide messenger RNA. It is a transcript of the gene Su(var)2-10, whose product is annotated as E3 SUMO-protein ligase PIAS2. Gene Ontology annotation, molecular function: zinc ion binding; transcription coregulator activity; SUMO ligase activity. Gene Ontology annotation, biological process: protein sumoylation; regulation of transcription by RNA polymerase II. The coding region runs from base 257 to 2320 and encodes 687 amino acids. The transcript has 11 exons. The record is from RefSeq and is a predicted model, not a curated record. Lineage: Eukaryota; Metazoa; Arthropoda; Insecta; Diptera; Syrphidae.
CUGUUUGGAUUUUGGUGGUGGAGUGAAGAACUUCUAUUCCUCGUAGUUGUAGAGGGAACUUUCGCAUUAAAAUAAAAGUCAACUGCCUACGGAAUGUAAUUCAUUUUUUUUUCCAUUCUUAAAUGAAUUAAAAAUCAAAAUAACUAUUUUCCAAUUUGCGUCUUCUUGUUGUCCAUGUGAAAUAUCAAAGUGAACGCGUUAGAGUGCCAUAUUACCUGUUGAGAGUUGAAUCCGAUAUUUAUUUUUGCACUAAGAAAUGAGAAAAACUCGAUCCCAGACUCAGGCGGAAAAUGGCCCUUCCGCUUCUACAAGGAGUACUCGUGCCGCUGCAUCGUCAACGAAAACUACAACGUCGUCGUCCUCGUCCUCGACGUCUUCAGCUAGGGAAAGGGAUCAAGAUAAAAAUGAAAAUCCGUUUGCAGCGGCAGCGGCCGCCGCAUCACCAAAUCCACCGCUAACAAAUAAUCAAGCAAAUCGCCAAACGAUAGAACUUGAUCCUGCCAAAUUAAAGGAGUAUCAGGAUAUGAUCCAGACCUUUCGAGUGGUCGAUCUACAUAAAGUUCUACAAUUUCUUAGUCUAUCAGUUGCGGGCAGAAAACACGAACUCCAACAAAGAGUUCUUGAUUUAUUAAAGACAAAUUUUGAACUUGUUUCAACAAAACUUCGUGAAAUCUACAGAACUGAUUACUAUUCUGAUCGAAACGUUCAAUACGGACCACCAGAUCCUAAAAGAAUGUUUUCGCAUAUGCAAAUGCCCACAGUACAAUCAACGGCAGACGUUCGUUCUGCUAUGGUUAGUGUUGGCAAUGUAGGCAAUGCCGGUGUUGGUCAAAAUCCCGGCAACGGAGCAGGAGCAGUUCCUGCCAAUAUGGGUGUUCCAUUUCAACAUAAUAUUGGCGCAUCAAUGCCCAUACAUCCAGAUGUGCGUCUUAAAAAGCUUGCAUUCUACGAUGUACUCGCCACUCUAAUCAAACCCUCAUCUCUAUUGCCGCGAUCCAAUCAACGCAUCCAAGAAUUACCUUUCUACUUCACAUUGACUCCACAGCAAGCAACUGAAAUUGCAACAAACCGUGACAUUCGCAAUGGCUCAAAAGUGGAACAUUCCAUUCAAGUUCAAUUGAGGUUCUGCUUGUUGGAGACUUCGUGCGAACAAGAGGAUUGUUUCCCGUCAAAUGUUAUUGUCAAAGUUAAUAAUAAACUUUGUCCUUUACCAAAUCCCAUUCCAACAAACAGACCAAAUGUGGAACCAAAGAGACCACCUCGCCCGGUCAAUGUUACAUCAAAUGUUAAACUAUCACCCACCGUUACAAACACAAUUACGGUUCAAUGGUGUCCAGAUUUUUCACGAGGCUAUUGUAUUGCUGCGUAUUUAGUUAAAAAAUUAACAUCAUCACAAUUAUUGCAUCGUAUGAAGACUAAAGGUAUCAAACCUGCCGACUACACUAGAGGGUUAAUCAAAGAGAAGCUAACAGAAGAUGCUGACUGUGAAAUUGCCACAACAAUGCUUAAAGUUUCAUUAAAUUGCCCACUGGGCAAAAUGAAAAUGUCCAUACCAUGUCGGGCAUCAACUUGUUCUCAUUUACAAUGUUUCGAUGCUAAUUUGUAUUUACAAAUGAAUGAACGUAAACCAACGUGGAAUUGUCCGGUUUGUGACAAACCUGCUAUUUAUGAUCAUUUAGUUAUUGAUGGAUACUUCCAAGAAGUUCUUGCCUCAUCAUUAUUGGGAUCAGAAGAUACAGAAAUUCAACUACACAAAGAUGGAUCUUGGAGUACACAUAAUUUAAGAAAUGAAACACAAUUAAUUGAUACUCCAUCUAAGCCUGUUGAGAAAGUUGAACUUAUCUCAGAUGAUAUUGAAUUAAUUACAGAUGACGUCAAGCCAUUAACAAAGGUGCCUCCACCACCAGUGAUUUCCAAUGAACCAACAUCAACUACAAACAGUGAAACUGUGGAUCUUACAUUAAGCGAUUCAGAUGACGAUAUGCCAUUGGCUAAAAGAAAGACAUCUGCAGCCAAAAAUGCAACAACUUCAUCUGCCGUUUCAACAAGUAAUGGACAAAGAUCAGCAACAGUACAAUCCAGUCAGUCAUCCAAAGGCGAGACAUCAAUAAUAUCAUUGGACUCACCAUCACCGCCAUCAAGUCCAAUUCAAACAUCAGAUGAAAACACAGGCGUUUCAUCAACAACCUCAACAAAAAGUUCAUCCGAUCUACAGAUGAUUAUAAGUUCCAGUGACAGUGGUGGACCUGGAAUGUUAUUAAAUCCACUGGCAUUAAAUAGCAAGAGCAAAAGAAUGAAAUUGCACAGGAAUCAAAAGUAAACCACACCCUUAAGGAAGUCCUAUUUUGGUUUUGCUGCCAUUAAGAACUACAUACUCACAUCAAUGUAUAUAUACAUCGCUGACUAGAUAAUAGUUCAAAACCUACUUUUUUUAGAAGUCUAAUUGCCUUUAAUUUUUAUUAUUAUAAAUUUUAGUAAAAUAGAAAUACACUUAAAAUAAGAUCUUUUUGACUACAAUAAUUGUUCAAUUCUUAAACAAAUAUCUUAAUUACUUGUUCAUUUAUAAUAUUUUUGUUUAACUUUUGUUAUAAAAAGUUUAAAUUUUAGUUUCAUAAAAACAAAACAUAAUGAAUACAAUAAAAAAAAAACAUAAUAUAAAGAAAAUAACCAAAACCUGAUGUAAACGUUAUAAAAGUACAAUACUUGACCUAAAACUUAUUAUUUUAACAAAAACAAAAUAUAAAAAUGUAUGUACUAUAAUAAUUGAUGUAUACUUUUUUUUGUAUCUACGUAUAGUUGUUAAAUCUAUAAAUUCAAUUUCAAUAAGAAAGAAAAAUUUAAGUUAUAACACAAGUUAUAAAAAAAUAACUUUUCCUGUCGAAAAAAAUGUUUUAGUUUUCUUGAGGAAGAAACAAUUUUAAGUUAAUUUUACUAUUAAGACAUUUAUGUUUUUGUUUUCUUGGUACAUCAUAAUUUACAUAUGUUUAAAAAUUUAAAUACAAAUCAACGAAAAUAAAUUUGAGUUCAUUUAAAAUCAAUUUUUUAAAAGAGAGACAAUUAUUUUGAAUGCAUAUAGCCGAGAUUUGUUUUUCAAAAUGUUAAAAUGACAGAUCUUCGCUUUUACUAAUAAGUUAAAUAUAUUCAGUUUACACCUGAGCUUUAGAAAUCUUAUUUGAAAAAAAGAGUACAUAUGUCUGUAGUGUCCCACAUUUCGAUUGAAUUUGAAAAAUUCAUAAAUCAUUAAAAUCAAAACAAUAAGACAUUUUAUAGUCUUAAAGAUACAAAUUAAAUCGCGUCGAGUUAAAUUUGUCUACUGUUGUUAAAUUUCGAUUUCAUUUCAAGUAAAAGUGAAAUAAAGAACCUUACUCCCCUUUUAAGUACCUCAACCUGUUUGAAAUUUAUUUUUAACUCCCUACUUCGUGUAGACGAACCAGUAGCCAGCUAUUUCCUUUUGGUUUGCAGACUUGAAACCUUGAAGAUCUGUAAAAAUUAUACACACAAAAUAAAAUUCACGUAUUAUGUAGGUACCUGCGUUAAAUUUAUAUAUGUUCAUAUAAUCUUGUAUACGUAAUUUAAAUUAACUUAACAUUCAAACGCUUCUUUACUGUUUUCAAAGAAAAACACAGUUAAAAAAAACAGAAGUGAAGAUUUAAAUGCAACACGAAUCAUAAAAAUGUAUGGUUUUCACACUUAACCUAGUAUUUUAUUUAAAAGAUUCAAAAAUUUUAGUUGGAAAAACUCACGACACAAUUAGAAAUAAUAUUUCAAAGGAAACUCAGUU